AUGGCACGUAUAAGUGAAAACCAGAAAAACGUCAUGGCAGAUUUUUUUAUUCUCAACCGUAAACUUAUUGAAAAUAAGUUCAGUGAUUCGUUCACAUUUGAACACGGUGAAAGGUUGUGGAAUGAAUUAGCUGAACUUUUGAAUGCUAGUGGAAAAGCUCAAAAAGAUGUCAAAAAGUGGAAAAAAACUUGGGAUGACCUUAAGAGGACUAUAAAAGACAAAGCUGCCAUAGUAAAACGAGAAUCUCUGAAAACUGGAAGUCAACCAUCAACUAUAAUUCUUUCACCACUUGAAAGCAAAAUCGCUGACAUAAUUGGGGAAGUAUUGAUUAGUGGAGAUCCAAUAGUACAUGAGAUAGGUAUCAAUCAAGCUGAAACUUAUGUGCACAUUAACCCGGUGUCUCCUGAUCAAAAUCAAUCAUCAUCCAACUGGAAUACAGUUAAUGUACAUAAUAAUAGUAUUGAUACUGAUAUGAUUCUUCCUGAAAAUGUUCCUUUAAAACAAAAUAUUGCAAAAAAAAAAAAAGCUUCACGUACAUACACUGAUGCUUUUGAAAGUGGACCGAGUUAUGAAGAAAUGAUUAAGCAACAGAAAAAUUUAGCUAAUGCCACUGUGAAUCAAGCUGUGCAAAUGGAACGUAUAGCAUUAGCUUUGGAAGAAAGAAAUGUAAUAGAACGGGAAAGAAAUGGAAUAGAACGUGAAAGAAAUAUUAUUUUAGAGCAGAAAUACUCUAAAAAAUAUCAGCAAACCCACAGUCCCUUAAAUAUAGAUUAUGAAGAUGUCAGUGUGAUUGGCAUUAACGAUUUAGAGUAG
Myzus persicae (green peach aphid) is the source of this 813-nucleotide messenger RNA. RefSeq lists its product as uncharacterized. Bases 1 to 813 code for a protein of 270 amino acids. Gene Ontology annotation, cellular component: nucleus. The transcript is spliced from 2 exons. The record is from RefSeq and is a predicted model, not a curated record. NCBI's taxonomy places the organism in Eukaryota, Metazoa, Arthropoda, Insecta, Hemiptera, Aphididae.